AUGCCUUAUCCACCACCUGUACCUUAUCCACCACCUGUGACUUAUUACCCACCACCUGUACCUUAUCCACCACCUGUACCUUAUCCACCACCUAUAACUUACCCACCACCUAUAACUUACCCACCACCUGUAACUUACCCACCACCUGUAACUUUCCCACCACCUGUAUAUUAUCCACCACCCAUACCUUAUCCACCACCUGUAACAUAUCCACCACCUGUAACAUAUCCAUCACCUAAACCUUACCCACCACCUGUACCUUACCCACCACCUAUAACUUUCCCACCACCUGUAACUUACCCAACACCUAACUUACCCACCACCUCUAACCUACCCACCACCUUGACUUACCCACCACCUAUAACUUACCCACCACCUAUAACUUACCCACCAUUCAUAACUUACCCACCACCUAUAACUUACCCACCACCUAUAACUUAUCCACCACCUAUAACUUACCCACCACCUAUAACUUACCCACCACCUAUAACUUACCCACCUUACCAACCAUCUAGGACUUACCCAACACCUAUAACUUACCCACCACCUGUAACUUACCCACCACCUAUAACUUACCCACCACCUAUAACUUACCCACCACCUAUAACUUACCCACCACCUAUAACUUACCUACCAUCUAGGACUUACCCAACACCUAUAAUUUACCCUCUACCUGGUCCAUCUACAAGUUGUCCUUCAGUUCCUUAUUCCUGUCUCAACUGCCAUCAUGACAUAGAUUAUAAACUGGAGGAAAUUAUUUGUACACUUGAUUUCAUUCUCAAGAUUGACAUCAAAACACUUCCUGGUUCAGGAUAUGGAUUUUCUUGUGGAAAGUUUGUAAUUAUCAAAUUAUACAAAGGUAACAAGUAUGACUUUGCAUAUGAGAUCACUUACAGCGUGAAAAAAGACUGCUAUUGUGACCAACUGAAAGUUGGUUUGUAUAUCUUACUGAGUGUGAAAGAUCCUUGGCGCAAAGUUGGCCACAAAUAUAGUGCCCUGCAGUUGACAGACCUCGUCUAUCUCAUAAAUUAUAACUUAAUAAAUGAAGAGAAAAUUGUAAAGAAACUAAAGUAUUGUGAACCGUAUCCACCACCAGGACCUUACCAACCAUCUUUAGGUUAUCCACCUUUGCCACAUGAACCUUGUCCUCCUUCAGGCCCUUUUUGUCCAGUAUGUUUGGAUACAGUAACACAGGAGUUGAAGAAUAUUAUUUGCAGUUUUGUUCUUAUUCACAAAAGUCUUUGGAAAAAUGUUCAUAGAGGCUAUGGAAGUUUCUGUGGAACCCUUGAAAUAGAGAAAACAUAUCAUAACAAAUUUGGCCAGCCUUCAAAAGAGAUUCUUAGUAUGAAAGACCAUUGUGUCUGUAACCAAAUUCCUAAAGAUGGAGGAAAGGUGAUUAUUAUUUUUAAAGAAAAAAGCUUUGAUAGCGGUAAUCUCUACAUUCUCCCAUACAAUUACAAGAAUGAAAAAGAUGUUGAAAAUGCUUUAAGUUACUGUACGAAUUUAGAUCUUUAUCUUCCAAAACCACACGGCUGUCCUGAUAAACACCAUUCUUGCCCAAACUGUUACCAAUCAUUGACAAAUGAAGUGAUGGAUAAAAUUUGCUCCUUCUUUAUAGUACUUGAAGUAAGAUUUGAAUUUGGAAGAAAAUACUUGGGAGAAGAAAUGCCAGAAACUGCAUACAAUGAUGAACAACAAAAUGAAAAUCAAGAAAAUGUAUAUGGUGAUGAACAACAAGAUGGCAUUCAAGCCUCCUGCCCAGUCUUUUUUAUAAGAUAUAUCCAUGUUGGAGACAAAAGCCACUUCCAAAAGAAAGUCAGUUACAGUAUAAAAGAUCAUUGUUCCUGUAAUCUUAAAGGACGAUAUUUCUUGUUAAGCUCUAUUGCUCCAUGGAUUAAAGAAGGUUAUCAUUAUAGGCACGUUCAGUUGUCUAGUGAUGUUUACAUCAUCAAGUACAAUAACCAAAACAAAAAGAAAAUCAAGAGAGCCUUAAGAAGAUGUUCAUAUUCUUCUGACAUGCACAGUGGUUGUCCUACAGCACCCUACUCUUGUCCCACAUGUCACAAUUCUGUCAGUUUUGAUUUAGAAAAAAGUUUCUGUGAUCUGGAUAUAGCCAUCAAAAUGAAAAUGAGCAAUAUGUUUGAACCUGAGGCAGAGGAAAGCUUCUUCACAAGUAUGUGUUCAACAUUUGAUGUUCAGGAAGUUUACAGAGGGAACUCUUCUAGGUUUGAAAAGCAUGUUGAUGCUGCACUUCGCGAACAUUGUUCUUGUGAUUUAUUUAAUGAAGUACCAAUGGAUGUGCUUAUAUUAUCAACAGACAAAGCUUGGAUUGCAACUGAAACUAACUACAACCAGCUGAAACUUGGAAAAGGUGUUAAUGUUUUGACUUUUAAUGACAAGAAUCUUGGGAAGAUAAAGCAAAUGAUUAAAAACUGUACCUAUUCUUCUGACAUUCAAAGUUAUACUCAUUCUGUUUUACCAAAGCCUACAUCAAAAACACCAUCUAAUAACAGAGAAGAGUGUCCAUUCACAAACCAAACAUCAUGCCCAGAAUGUCCAUCAGUUCCAUCCAUUGACCUCCUAAGCACAUAUUGUCAAGCAGAAUAUGCUGCUGUUGUUUCCUUUACCACUGAAACCUCAGACAAACAUUUGAAAGAACCAAUUGUACAUUUUGAAAGAGGAACUAACAACAGUUUGAAACUCACACAGGAAUUUAUAAAACAGGAUCAAGAAAAAGAAAAUGGCUCACAAGCUGGAUGUUUGAAGGAACCUGUCAAGUUUAUAUAUGAUGUGACAUUUGGAAAACCAGCUGAAUUAACAAGAGAUUAUUAUAAACUGUUGAAACCCUCUCACUGUAAAUGCUCCAUCUUAGAUUCAGAGGCUGGCUAUGGUUUACUUCUAAGCCAUAAGAAACCAAAGGCAAACAAGUGGCAACUUUCAGAAGAAGUUCAAAUUUACCCACUACCUCUGGGUGAAACAGUAAUUCCAGUAUGUCCUGGAGAACUCAUUGUAUCUCAAGAGGUUGUACUUCCUGUAGUUAAAGAAUUGAAAGAAGUAUCAAACACAGAAAGAGCCACACAAGCCUGCCCAGCAGAUGUUCAGAAUUCUUGUCCCCAGUGUUUUUAUAGGUUUAAUGAGACAGUGGCUCAUCUUUACUGUGCUGCUGCAAGAGUUUUACUGGUUUAUGUUGAUGAAAGUGACAGAGGGGAUCCUGUACCAGAUAAGGAGAAGCAUUGGUAUAUUCCAAAAAUUAAAGUUAUCCAGUCUACAGGUUCUAAGGACUACAGCCUGAAGAUUAAUGUUGAUGCCCAAACAGUAUUCUCAUGGAAAAGCACAAUCAUCAGUGAAGCAGGACUGAAUGAAAAUAUUAGAUGCAUAUCUGGAAGCUUGGAUGUAGAAGAGGAUAUCAAUAAAGAUACCAAAAACCUUUAUAACAAUAUUAAACUGGAUUUUUACAUGAAAGAUGACUGCCAAUGUUCCUUCAUUGAUUAUCGUAAGUGUGCUUUGAAUAAAAAGAAGAAUGCUUAUGAUAAUUUCUUAA
Molecule: messenger RNA, 3541 nt
Organism: Limulus polyphemus (Atlantic horseshoe crab)
Lineage: Eukaryota; Metazoa; Arthropoda; Merostomata; Xiphosura; Limulidae
Exons: 26
Source: RefSeq, a predicted model, not a curated record